GGUUGUUCACGAGGUUCUUCCUUUCAGCCAGCGCCGUCGCCGCGAGUGAGUGCGUGGCCUGGAUGGACUGGUGAAAUCUCUUCCAGUUUUAACCAAUUCAGUCAGUUUUGGGUUACACUAGUAUACCAGCAAGAUGCCGGCGUAUUUUCAGCGCCCAGAGAAUGCUCUGAAACGAGCGAACGAAUUUCUUGAGGUCGGCAAGAAGCAGCCAGCCUUGGAUGUUUUGUACGAUGUCAUCAAGAGUAAAAAACACCGAACAUGGCAGAAGAUCCACGAACCCAUUAUGCUCAAGUACCUGGAGCUGUGUGUCGACCUGCGCAAGAGUCACCUGGCCAAAGAGGGUCUCUACCAGUACAAGAACAUCUGCCAGCAGGUGAACAUCAAGUCUCUGGAAGAUGUAGUGCGGGCUUACCUGAAGCUGGCCGAGGAAAAGACCGAGACGGCGAAGGAAGAGUCGCAGCAGAUGGUGCUGGACAUCGAGGACCUGGAUAACAUCCAGACUCCAGAGAGUGUCCUGCUGAGUGCCGUGAGCGGAGAAGACACUCAGGAUCGUACUGAUCGCCUGCUGCUCACUCCUUGGGUCAAGUUCCUGUGGGAGUCUUACCGCCAGUGUCUGGACCUGCUGAGAAACAACUCCAAGGUGGAGCGUCUGUAUCAUGACAUCGCCCAGCAAGCUUUUAAGUUCUGCCUUCAGUACACCCGCAAGGCAGAAUUUCGCAAGUUGUGCGACAACUUGCGCAUGCAUCUGGGUCAGAUCCAGCGGCACCACAACCAGAGCACCGCCAUCAACCUGAACAACCCUGAGAGCCAGUCCAUGCACCUGGAAACCCGCCUGGUGCAGCUGGACAGCGCUAUUAGCAUGGAGCUCUGGCAGGAAGCGUUUAAGGCUGUAGAGGAUAUCCACGGCCUGUUUGCCCUUUCCAAGAAGCCCCCCAAACCCCAGCUCAUGGCCAACUACUACAACAAAGUUUCCACUGUCUUCUGGAAGUCUGGAAACGCCCUCUUCCAUGCCUGCACUCUCCACCGUCUCUAUCAUCUGUCGAGAGAAAUGCGUAAGAACCUGACCCAAGAUGAGAUGCAGAGGAUGUCCACCAGAGUCCUCCUGGCCACUCUGUCUAUCCCCAUCACCCCUGAGCGUACCGACAUCGCUCGGCUGCUGGACAUGGACGGCAUCAUCGUGGAGAAACACCGCAGGCUGGCCACCCUGCUGGGCCUGCAGUCUCCUCCAACUCGCCAGAGUCUCAUCAAUGACAUGGUGAGAUUUAACCUGCUGCAGUACAUCGUGCCCGAGGUGAAGGAGCUUUACAACUGGCUGGAGGUCGACUUCCAUCCUCUCAAGCUGAGUGGAAGAGUGACAAAGGUGUUGAACUGGGUGAGAGAUCAGGCUGAGAAAGAAGCUGAUCUGCAGCAGUAUGUCCCACACCUGCAGAGUAACACCAUCCUUAGACUCCUGCAGCAGGUUGCCCAGAUCUAUCAAAGCAUUGAGUUUAGCCGUUUGGCCUCCCUGGUUCCGUUUGUGGACGCCUUCCAGCUGGAGCGCUCCAUUGUUGAUGCUGCACGCCACUGUGAUCUGCAGGUUCGAAUCGACCACACGUCUCGAACCCUGAGCUUCGGUUCCGACCUGAACUAUUCCACCAAAGAGGAUUCUCCGGUUGGUCCGUUCCUGCAGAACAUGCCGUCUGAGCAGAUAAGGAACCAGCUGACCGCCAUGUCUGCCUCUUUAGCUAAAGCCAUCCAGGUCAUCAAACCUGCAACCAACCUGCAAGAGCGUGACGAACAUAAUCAGCAGGCUAUCGCUGCGUACCUGAAAAACGCUCGCAAGGAUCACCAGCGCAUCCUGGCCCGUAGACAGACCAUCGAAGAGCGAAAGGAGCGCCUGGAAAGCCUGAACAUCCAGCGAGAGAAGGAGGAGCUGGAGCAGCGAGAGGCUGAGCUGCAGAAGGUCCGCAAGGCCGAGGAGGAGCGUCUGCGGCAGGAGGCCAAAGAGCGGGAGAAGGAGCGCAUCAUGCAGGAGCACGAACAGAUCAAGAAGAAGACGGUCCGCGAACGGCUGGAGCAGAUCAAGAAAACUGAACUGGGAGCCAAAGCCUUCAAGGAUAUCGACAUCGAGGACCUGGAGGAGCUGGAUCCAGAUUUCAUCAUGGCUAAACAGGUGGAGCAGCUGGAGAAGGAGAAAAAGGAACUUCAGGAGCGUCUGAAGAACCAGGAGAAGAAGAUUGAUUACUUUGAGAGGGCAAAACGCCUGGAGGAGAUUCCUCUGAUCAAGAAAGCUUAUGAGGAGCAGCGUGUCAAAGACAUGGAGUUGUGGGAGCUCCAAGAGGAGGAGAGGAUCAAUAACUUGAAGAUCGAGCGUGAAAAGGCUCUGGAGCAUAAGAAGCGGAUGUCCAGGAUGAUGGAGGACAAGGAGAGCUUCCUGGCUAAAAUAACAGCCGCCCGCAGCUUCAUCUACGAGGAGAAAUUAAAGACAUUCGAGGAGCGUUUGGUUGAGGAGAGGAAAAAGCGCCUGGAAGAGAGGAAGAAGCAGCGCAAGGAAGACCGCCGUAACGCUUACUACCGCCAGAAGGAGGAGGAGGCUCAGCGCAUCCAUGAGGAGCAGCUCAAGAAGGAAUCCCAGAUUCUAUUGGAUGAGAAAGAGGAGGGAGGCUGGAGAAAGCGAACUGAAGGAGACUCAGAAUGGCGUCGUCCAGUUCCUGACAGGGACUGGAGACAGGAAGGCCGAGAGGACAACAAGGAGGAAAAAGAGGGACCCUUCAAGAGAGGGGAUGCUCCUCGCAGGGACGGCGAAGAAAGAGGACCUCGCCGAGGCUUUGAAGAUGACCGAGGUCCUCGCCGUGGAGGCGAUGAUGACCGUCCUCCUCGCAGAGGGAUGGAUGAUGACCGUCCUCCUCGCAGAGGGUUUGAUGAUGACAGAGCUCCCAGGAGAGGCGGAGACGACGACCGCGGACCUAGACGAGCCUUCGACGACGACCGUGGACCCAGACGAGCCUUCGACGACGACCGCGGACCCAGACGAGCCUUCGACGACGACCGCGGGCCCAGACGAGGCUUCGACGACGACCGUGGACCUAGACGCGGCUUUGACCGAGGCUUUGAUGACGACCGUGCUCCGAGACGUGGCUUUGAUGAUGACCGUGGACCUAGACGCGGCUUCGAUGAUGACAGAGGUCCUCGCAGGGGGCUUGAUGAGUCAAGGGGUUCCAGACGUGGGGCUGACGACGACUGGGGUCCUAGAAGAGACAUGGAUGAUGGCCCACGCCGUGGAGAUGACGCCAAACCAUGGAAACCCCUUGGCAGACCCGGUGGCUGGCGUGAGCGGGAGAAGGCCCGGGAGGAGAGCUGGGGUCCUCCCCGCGGCGGCGGCCAAGAUGAUGAAGAGGAAGGCGAUGGAGAUGAAAGGCCAUCUGAUCGCUUCAGAGACCGUCGGCCACAGAGAGAGGAGAACAUCUGGAGAAGAGGAGGCACAGAGGAAGGAAGCUGGAGGGAAUCUCGCAAAGAAGACGCUGACCGUGAUGAUCGUCGUAGCGACCGGAGGGAGCGAGACAGACGAGAUGAUCGCGAUAGCAAACCACCUAGGGAUACUGAUGAAGGCAGUACAUGGCGCCGCGGCGGCGAAGAAAGACGAGAGGAACGGGAGCGUCCCAGAGAGCGGGAGCGCGAAGCUGACGGGGAGAAGGCCUGGCGCACCGACAAGGAAAACCCUCGCCGCACCAAGAACGAGACGGACGACGAUGGUUGGACCACCGUCAGGCGCUAACAUCUACGACCAUGUGUCCAAGCGCUCCUGGCCAACAUAAUCCAAAUAUUAAACCAUAAGAAUAAUAAUCAUCCAGCAGGUCAAGGUUUGGAUUAACGCUCCUCGCCUCUAAUACUGGAUGAAAUACUUGUAGGCGGAUUUAUUUUCUUUUUUUUGUCUUCCUGUGAUCAUUCAGACAGGUUCCAUUUCCUCAUGAUCUUUUGUGCACAGCGGCCUCAUAACAAACAAUAGUCUAUAAACGUGUUAUUAGAGCUUCAGACGCUCCUGGGCUGAUGUUCAAUUCAAACCGUUUCACCAACUGCCUCUUAACUCUACAUGUUCAAACUCAGAUUAACAUCUAGCAACAGGAGCAGUUCUUUUCCUGACUUCUGCUCCUCAUGUCGAAGGAGGUGCUUCUUAAUCUGCUGGUGGAUUUUACAUCUUAAUUUGCAUGCUUCAGAUUAUUCAGAUUAUCUUAAUAUCCAGUGUGUGCUGCUGCAAUCAGUGGUUUCGUACCACUUUGCAUGUAUGCAUAGAAAUCCUAGAAAUAAUAAAGAUGUUUGC
Molecule: messenger RNA, 4297 nt
Organism: Cyprinodon variegatus (sheepshead minnow)
Lineage: Eukaryota; Metazoa; Chordata; Actinopteri; Cyprinodontiformes; Cyprinodontidae
Gene: eif3s10
Product: eukaryotic translation initiation factor 3 subunit A
Exons: 22
Coding region: 134-3754 (1206 amino acids)
Biological process (GO): formation of cytoplasmic translation initiation complex; translation reinitiation
Cellular component (GO): multi-eIF complex; eukaryotic translation initiation factor 3 complex, eIF3m; eukaryotic translation initiation factor 3 complex, eIF3e
Molecular function (GO): translation initiation factor activity; mRNA binding
Source: RefSeq, a predicted model, not a curated record